Messenger RNA from Schizosaccharomyces osmophilus, 1755 nucleotides. RefSeq names its product U2 snRNP-associated protein Sap145 (gene sap145). Gene Ontology annotation, biological process: mRNA splicing, via spliceosome. The coding region runs from base 1 to 1755 and encodes 584 amino acids. The record is from RefSeq and is a predicted model, not a curated record. Lineage: Eukaryota; Fungi; Ascomycota; Schizosaccharomycetes; Schizosaccharomycetales; Schizosaccharomycetaceae. The transcript has a single exon. Gene Ontology annotation, cellular component: precatalytic spliceosome; U2 snRNP; nucleus.
AUGGCGGAAACAGCUAGUGUUCAGCCAGCAGUAGAAAAAGAAAAUGCGAGAUCAAAAGAAACAGCACAAGAAAGGCAAAGAAAAAGCCGCAAUCAAGUAAGACGACAAAAAAAGAAACUGCAGCGUGAACAGCAACAGCAAUCAUCGACUCAGAACAAGGAUGGAAGUGGCAAUGAUUUACAGCGAAUUGAUGAAAAUAGAAGGAAUGAAACUGUGGAUGUAGCAGAAAAAGAGGAUGAAAUUCCAGGGAAGAAUGCGGUUUCAAAUGAGGCAGAUCCUCUACUUGUAGUGGAUUAUCUUAACAUGGACAACUCUGAUCCGUUAUUUGAUCAAUAUAAAGAUAUCAUCAAUCGUUUCGUUGCUUCAGACCCUGAAGCAGAUUCGGCAGCCGCAGACAAGGGCCAAGUAAUGUACUCUGAUGAUGAGAUCCUUAGUGAAGGAGAAGAAGACGCGUUGCAAAAACGCGAGGAAGAAAAACUAAGCCGUAAGAAGCUUCGAAAGAUGAAGCGGAUGACGGUCGCACACCUAAAGAUGAUCUCAGAGAAACCAGAUGUGGUAGAUUGGUGGGAUGUUUCUUCUCCAGAUCCUUUGCUUCUUACUCAUCUUAAAGCUUACCAGAACACUGUACCGGUUCCUCGUCACUGGAACCAAAAACGAGAUUACCUCAGUGGUCAACGAGGCAUUGAGCGGCAACUAUUUGAGUUACCUUCGUAUAUUCGUGCUACCGGUAUCAUCCAAAUGCGAAAUGCAGUUCAUGAAAAUGAAGCCGAUAUGCCAUUGCGUCAAAAAAUGAGGGAGCGCGUUCAACCAAAAAUGGGAAAACUUGACAUUGAUUACCAAAAACUCCAUGAUGCUUUCUUUCGUUACCAAACUAAACCAGUUUUAACCGGAUUUGGCGAGUGUUAUUACGAAGGAAAAGAAUUAGAAGCAAAUGUGAAAGAGAAGAGACCUGGUGAUAUAUCCGAUGAAUUACGAGAAGCAUUAGGAAUUUCAGCAAACGCUCCUCCUCCUUGGAUUUUUGCCAUGCAAAAGUUUGGUCCACCACCAAGUUAUCCUGACUUGAAAAUUCCCGGUGUUAAUUAUCCUAUCCCUGUCGGAGCACAAUGGGGUUAUCAUGCUGGUGGAUGGGGUAAACCUCCCGUUGAUCAGUACAAUCGUCCAUUAUAUGGGGACGUUUUCGGUAGUAACAAGCCACGCGCUUCCACAAAUACCGGUCCACCGGAAGAGGUUCAACAUUGGGGUGAAUUAGAGGAAUUCAAUGAGGAAGAAUCUAGUGAAGAAGAAGAAGAAGAGGAGGAGGAGGAGGAGGAAGAAGAAGAAGAAAGAGGACCUGGUGAGGAACCUGUAAAUGUGAAUGAAGCAGAGUACAAUACACAUUCUUUAGGUGGGCAUCCGGAAGAUGAGCGUGUCGAGUCUAUUUCUUAUUUUGAUCAAAGGCCCAUUGAAGCUGAAAAGUUUGAAUUACGAAAACAAUUCAAUAAAAGGGAAGAUGAUUCUUCUAGACCACUUUACCAAGUCCUUCCAGAACAGCAUACGAACGUUGAAGGAUUUAUGGGGCCCGACCAUCAUUACCAAAUUCCUGCUAAUGAAACGGUGCCUUCGUCCAAACGAUCAGCCGAAGAGGCAGCAGUAUCUGACAAUGGACAAAACGUUCAGUGGCAAAAUGACCUCUCUGAUAUGGUUUCGGAACAGGCGUCUAUUGUCGCUGCCAAGCGUCAAAAGACUCAACCAAAAAAGGAAAAGUUUCGCUUGUAA